Molecule: messenger RNA, 366 nt
Organism: Bipolaris victoriae FI3
Lineage: Eukaryota; Fungi; Ascomycota; Dothideomycetes; Pleosporales; Pleosporaceae
Exons: 1
Source: RefSeq, a predicted model, not a curated record
CCUCAGCAUUGCAUACAUACCACAAUACCCUCGACGUCCUUGUCUGGUUGGCUGCCGCCCGAUUGUCGUCCCUGGCCGGGCAUUGUUCAGUCUCUGUUCGCGCGAGUCGGCCCCGAGUCAGGCCUGCUGUCGUUGUUCCUGAGACUUGCCAAGCGGAGCCAUCCCUGCUGCCCGUGUCCCUUUACUACCAGAGCUUCACAAGUUCGCGCGCGUCACACAAGAUAUUAUUCCUCGCCUGCCUCCCUCCCCUUGCCCUUCACCGGCCACGACCUUCACCAUCCAUCGUGGCGUGGCCGGCCCAGCUCCUCUGCCCUGCAACUGCUUCUGCAACUGCCGCUUCCACCAGAGCUCUCCUUUCAUCCAUGA